This is a messenger RNA of Bombus huntii, 809 nucleotides long. RefSeq names its product hematopoietic prostaglandin D synthase-like. Lineage: Eukaryota; Metazoa; Arthropoda; Insecta; Hymenoptera; Apidae. The record is from RefSeq and is a predicted model, not a curated record. Gene Ontology annotation, molecular function: glutathione transferase activity. The coding region runs from base 462 to 809 and encodes 115 amino acids. The transcript is spliced from 3 exons. Gene Ontology annotation, biological process: glutathione metabolic process.
UCUAUAUCAUAUAUGUAUUUAUAUCUAUAAAUAUAUGUAUAAAUAUAUCUAUUUAAAAAAAUAAAGUUGACCUUCAUAUAUCGCCAAUAAUAUCGCGUGUGUAAAAAGAAACUAAUUACAUUUAAUUCUUUUUUUACAUUUAUUUAUUUUUUAUUAUUAUUUUUUUUACAGCUAGUUACAUUUAAUUAUUACAUUUACAUACAUUUAACUAUUAUUACAUACAUUUACAUAGAUUUAAUUAUUAUUUUUUUCAUAAUUAUAUCUCGUUUGAAAUAUUUUUCGACAUAAUUAAUUGUUUCAAAAACACAUAUUCCAGCCUUCUAAAUGAUUUAUUUUGCGUAUUAUACGAAUUAUUCCAUCUAUAAAUAAAUUGUUCUCUACACACACAAACACGCACACAGUCUGUUAAUUACACGAGUUAAUUGUAUCAUUUUUCUCGAUAAGUUGACAGAGCAAGGAAAAUGAGCGACGAACCUACCUACAAACUAAUCUGCUUCAAUGCCCGUGGUAGUGCCGAACAUAUACGGUACAUAUUUGCAUAUAUUGGCAUCGAGUAUACCGACGAGAGGAUCCCCGUAGAACUCUGGCCUGAAUACAAGGAUUCAAUGCCUUAUAAAAAGCUGCCUGUGCUGGAGGUAGACGGGAAACCGGUAGCGCAGGGUAACGCUGUGGCGCCUUACUUGGCGAGGAAGUACGAUCUAACGGGAAAUUGCAAAGGGGAUGCGCUGAUAUGCGAAGUGCUCGUCGAUACUCUUGAAGAUUUGGAGCAAGACGACAUGGGCGGACUUCGUAUUUGCAGCGGCCCUUGA